Messenger RNA from Huiozyma naganishii CBS 8797, 1599 nucleotides. RefSeq names its product Med1p (gene MED1). The transcript has a single exon. Gene Ontology annotation, molecular function: transcription coregulator activity. Gene Ontology annotation, biological process: regulation of transcription by RNA polymerase II. Bases 1 to 1599 code for a protein of 532 amino acids. The record is from RefSeq and is a predicted model, not a curated record. Lineage: Eukaryota; Fungi; Ascomycota; Saccharomycetes; Saccharomycetales; Saccharomycetaceae. Gene Ontology annotation, cellular component: mediator complex.
AUGGCAGUGGACUCGUACGUGGAGGUUCUGGAUCAGAUGGUGAAACUUUUCAAAGUUUACAAACCUGGUGAAGUAACGCUGGAGAACAUUCUAAGGCUGUGUCAGACUCUUAACCUCGAAUCGUUUAUUGAGGAUGUUGGCGAGGGUACAGAAAGGCUGUCGACUGCGUCGAAGAUCAUCGUGAUCGAUAUCGAUUUCGAUAAAAUGGAGGGGAAAGUAAAGCAGGUGAAGCUGGUCCUGGCGUCCACUUAUAAUUCCUUCAACUACUACGCUCCAGACGCUACAGGGAACCCAAACAAGGAGGACAACAUUCUCUUGAACUCGCUGGUUAACUUUGCAGACCUGAAGCAGUUCCAAGCGAAUUUGCAGUUUUUGUACCUGCUGGACACAUAUUCCCAAUUGGAUAUGGAGAACGGCAGUAGCACUACCAACGGGCACGGCAAUAACAAUAAUGCUGACAGCUCCGCUAACUCCACCAACCCAAUAGGCGGUGGAAACUCAUUGAGUUCCACAACCAAAAACGGGAAACUCGAUCUAUUCAAAUACUACACCGAAUUGGUGGAAUUCUUAGGGCAGUAUUUCAUAGACUUCAAUAUCCAAUUGGAAGUCACGCCUAAUCUGAACAGUAUCUUUGGUAUAUAUAUACACAGUGGGGACCAAAUACUAGCGGUGAUUAAGCUAGCCAAGGCAAAAUCCCCGACUACCAGAUUAUACGAGUACGUUUACUCAAAGGAAACGAAACGCUGGAUCAACGAGUUCCCAGAAAAUUACGUUAACGGGCUGAGUCUGGUGAUGGAGAUCCAAGAUAAGGCUGUAUGGUUUCCUCGAGAGUUUCUGUCCGAGGAUAUAAUAUUUGAAAGGUUGAAAGACGAUGACUUUGUCGCACCGAUUGUCGACGUUCUCAUCAAUAACACUACUGAGGGUGUCAAUGGUUCAAUUUCUAACAGAUUGUUUAAUACAAGUCAAAAUAUCAGCCUCUUAAACGAUUUCACGACAAAACUAAUCAAUGUCACAAAGUUUGAUAUCAGCAACGACAAUCUGGACCUCGUUGCGGAGAUACAAAAAUGGAUCUUGUGGUACAACACCGUCCUGCAAAGAAUUGUUGAAACGUUAAACCGAAAUUCACUAAGGGGAGGAUCAUUAGAUGUCCCAAAUGGUGCAGAAAACAACGAAGAUGACCUUGGCAACAAACAUGGUGGCAGGUUAAGAAGACAAAGCAUAGUGGUAGGGUCAACCACCGUCCAUAAACGCAGAAAAUCCUCGAAUAAAAACAAGAGACCGAGCUUUACAGAGUCCACCAUGCUGAAGGAACAAGGCCUUCAGCAGUUUAAUCUUCACGAUAUUUUAACUCAGCCCGUAAUCGAGGAAAAUGGGAUGGACGCUUCAAACGAAGAAGCACUAGUUAUUGAAGGCGAUGACGAUGAUAAAAUGGAUAUAUGUGCAGAUGAUGAACAGGUACCGACCGCGGGGACAGCUAUGCACCAACUGGUGAUUAGUGAAGAUCAUAUAUCCUUGAACGGGAAGAUCAACUGUAGUCUAUAUGAACCUCCAGAAAACUGGAAGAAAUUCUUUCGUGCAUUCGAAACGUGGGCCUCAUAA